UGGUCCUGUGUUGAAAUCUACUCAUAGGAUUGAAAUAUACAUAGAGCGGUUUCCAAAACACAAAGGGAACAUGAAAGACAGUUGUAGUGGGUUUGUUGAUGCUUGUGUCUAAGUGGGUUUAUGAUACAGCAGAUUUUUUGUCAGCUGGUCGGUUUUUUGAAGGAUAAGUGCAACUGGUUCGAUUCUAACAACGUGGAUAAAACAGAAAAGGUUGCGUAGCAUAAAUUCACUUGGAAAUACUCACUUGACGAAAUCCUGAUUCUCAUGUGAAUCCUCGGAGGAUUUUUGCCUGUGGUCCAACGAUUCGUCGCCGCGACUCUCAUCUUACAAAAUGUUUGGCAUUGAAAUGUAUCCAGAUGUUCACCGAACGUUCACGUCCGAAUAUCGGGCAUUCUCGGUGACAAUGCUCCCUGGUAACGAGCGUCGUGAUGUCGAAAGGGGGAACAAAUUUCUCUUGCCACCAUCGGCACUCGAUUUGCUCACACGUCUAAAUAUUACGUAUCCUAUGCUCUUUAAGAUUGUCAAUCGACGCUUAAAUCGUGAAACGCAUUGUGGCGUUUUGGAGUUUUCUGCGGAGGAAGGUAAAUGCUAUCUUCCUUAUUGGAUGAUGAAAUAUCUUUGUUUGGACGAGGGCGACUUAUUGUACGUAGAAAAUACUCAGCUUCCUGUCGGAACGUUCGCAAAGUUCCAGCCGCAGUCUGUCGAUUUUUUGGAUAUCUCCAACCCAAAGGCGGUUCUCGAAAACUCUCUACGAAACUUCGCGUGUCUUUCAGCGAACGAUACGAUUGUUAUCGAGUACAAUGAGAAGCAGUACGAGGUGUGUGUGCUUCAAGUUCGGCCUGGGAACGCGAUCUCCAUUAUCGAAUGUGAUCUCAACGUUGAAUUCGCAGCGCCUGUCGAUUAUCAGGAUCCUCAAGACUCUAAGCCCUCUCAAGAAGAGAUGGACUUCGCUCUACCCAAAGUGGUUAUCGAGGAACCUAAAGGCUUCAAAGCUUUCGCAGGAACGGGUAACCGGAUUGAUGGAAAAACAAAAAAUCUAGAGAUAGAUACACUUUCCGAUGGUGAUUCCCGAACAAAGUCAGGCUCAAGUAAACAACGUGGUGUUCCCGAUUAUAGAUGGAAACCGGGUACGAUAACUUUUAUUCGUAUGAAGGACAAAAAAGAAGAUAACGAUAAAGAAAACGGCGAAAGGAAAGCAGCGUUUCCAGGGACAGGACAGACUUUAAAAGCGAAGAAAAAAUCACCUUAAAAGGCGAAAUCGUUUAUCUUUGGUUGAUUUUUAAAAAAUAUCUAAGUUGGCAAUUUAAUGCAGAGAAUUUCAAUAAACACGUGUACAAAUUUGGUACUCUUAAUGUAAGUUCCUCUCUAUCCUACGUAGAAAAUAGUUAAGCAGAGCGUGGUAAAUGCUACAUGUCCUGUUCGUACAUGCAGAAAGAAUAUUUAUUGAGUUGACGAUGUUACCUAGCUUUAGCAUCAAAGAUUUUUUCAUUUCUGGCAAGCUUAUCUACUGUCAUGAAUAUGCUUAUUGAUUGGUCUUAUACUGAAUAUUCUAGAGUACUACGGGCGUCAAAACGCGGAGCAUGAUUUUCGAUUCCAGACGGAAAUAAACUGCAAUCUUCUUGUGUGGGCAAAUGUUGCUUUUCUAACAUUGCCAUUCGACUGACCAUACGUGGAUUGCCCCGAUUCAUACUGGUCACCCACAUGUAUACGCCGUUACACAUUACGUAUAUAUUUCGGGCCCAACAAAAAUCGCACUUAAGAACUGCGGUUAUAUCUUUUACUUAAUUUAAGGGAGAAAUUAGUGUCUGUAAAGGUGUCAAUAAGGGUUAUUGCAAGAUUAUUCUGUCAUUAAUGUAUUAUGUAGUAAUAUACUGAUGUAAUAAGUGACCGCUGAGCUCAAUUGAAUCCAACCUAGGCUGCCGGAGUAUAAUACGGAGCUAUUUUCUUGCUAUUAAACUACAAUACCAUUACGUCAUGUAUGGAUGUCGAGUCGAUUUCUUUGAUUCUAUCAGGAAUAUCUAAUGGGGAUUUGAAGAAAUAUUUACCCUUUGAUUUCUUUUUUGUUUACAUAUGUUUAACGGCAAUACCGGAGGUAAACUCGAAAUAUUGAAACUAUUCUUACUGUAGCAAGUCUGACUAAUGAUAUGCUCUUGUUAUGUCGAUACAUCCUUUCUGCCACAUUUUUCUUCAUUUACAUUUAAAUUUGGUAUUUUACACUAAAGGUAGGGUAAAAAUUUCAAACAACGCUUUUCUGUGUUCAAAUUAUCCCGCCAUU
Messenger RNA from Varroa destructor (honeybee mite), 2275 nucleotides. It is a transcript of the gene Ufd1, whose product is annotated as ubiquitin fusion-degradation 1-like. Gene Ontology annotation, biological process: ubiquitin-dependent protein catabolic process; ERAD pathway. Gene Ontology annotation, cellular component: VCP-NPL4-UFD1 AAA ATPase complex. NCBI's taxonomy places the organism in Eukaryota, Metazoa, Arthropoda, Arachnida, Mesostigmata, Varroidae. Gene Ontology annotation, molecular function: polyubiquitin modification-dependent protein binding. The record is from RefSeq and is a predicted model, not a curated record.